Messenger RNA from Prosopis cineraria, 2697 nucleotides. Its product is annotated as glycerophosphodiester phosphodiesterase GDPDL3-like. The record is from RefSeq and is a predicted model, not a curated record. The coding region runs from base 203 to 2455 and encodes 750 amino acids. Gene Ontology annotation, molecular function: glycerophosphodiester phosphodiesterase activity. NCBI's taxonomy places the organism in Eukaryota, Viridiplantae, Streptophyta, Magnoliopsida, Fabales, Fabaceae. Gene Ontology annotation, biological process: lipid metabolic process. The transcript is spliced from 10 exons.
UCUACGGCCAACACAAGCUUCUCUCUCACCUCUUCGUCUUCUUCCUCGGCCUCGCUCUUGCAUUUUUUCCCCCACUUCUUUCAUUGCUUUCCGUCAACCGUUGAAGCUAUAAAAUUCCAGACAACUUUGUGUAACGUUGAAAGCCUACAUUUGAAUCUAUUUAGUUUCAAAACCGCGUGAUUUUACAUGUACAAACACGUACAUGAACAGAAGAAGAAAGGGGCCAAGUCUCACAAUAAGUUUGUUUCCCGGGAAAACACCACGGAAAAUUUGUUGUGGGGAAAAUUUUGAAUAUUGUACUAUGUUGGGCUUGAAGACUCGCACUCGCCUGCUUGCUCUGCUUAUUCUUCAUUCACUGAUAGCCUUGGUCUCUUCUUCUGGACCUACCUGGAAAACAUUGGGAGGAUCUCCGCCGCUGGUGGUGGCGCGUGGAGGGUUUCCGGGCAUAUUUCCGGAUUCUAGCCGCGCUGCGUACGAAUUGGCACUAAACACAAGUACAUCGAAGGUGGUUGUGUGGUGCGAUUUGCAAUUGACGAAGGACGGAGCAGGAAUUUGCUUGCCAGAGUUGAAGCUGGACAAUGCAACAGACAUUGCCAACAUUUACUUGAACAAAGCUAGGGUUCACACUGUGAAUGGUGUUCCAACCAGAGGAUGGUUUACCGUUGAUUACAACUUGAGCGAGCUUGCGUCUGUAUCUCUUGUUCAGGGAGUCUACACUCGCACUAAUAAAUUUGAUGGCAAUAAAUUUAGAAUUCUCAAAGUCGAAGCAGUAGUCAAAUUAGCAAAGCCAAAUGGCCUGUGGUUGAAUGUUCAGAAUGAUGCAUUCUUCAAGGGGCAGAAAUUGAGUGCGGCCAGGUUCCUAUCUUCUCAUAGAGUAUCUGUGAGCUACAUCUCUUCACCUGAGGUGGGUUUCUUGAGAGAAAUCAGAUCAAUCAGAAGUUAUAGAACAACCACACUGAUCUUCAGGUUUCUAAAGCAGAAUGAGGUUGAACCUACAACUAAUCAGACUUAUGGUUCACUCUUGAAAAACCUCAAAUUUGUGAAGACAUUUGCUUCAGGAAUUCUUGUUCCCAAGGGUUACAUAUGGCCUACAGACCCAGACCUUUAUCUACAGCCAUACACUUCGGUUGUCCCAGAUGCUCAUAAAGAAGGGCUUCAAGUUUUUGUAUCAGACCUUGUAAAUGAUUUUGUACUUAGCUACAAUUACAGUUAUGACCCUCUAGCCGAGUGCCUGUCUUUCAUUGACAACAAUAUCUUCUCUGUUGAUGGUUUUCUGUCUGACUUCCCAAUCACUCCAUCUGCAGCCAUAAAUUGCUUUUCUGGCAUAGGGGAAAAUGCAACUAGGAAAGUGGACACUUUGGUUAUAUCAAAAUAUGGAGCAAGUGGAGACUAUCCUGCUUGCACUGACUUGGCUUAUGAAAAAGCUAAAUUAGAUGGUGCUGAUGUACUUGAUUGUCCUGUUCAAAUGUCCAAGGAUGGAAUACCAUUUUGCUUAAGCUCUAUUGACCUAAUUGACAGCACGACAGUUGCUGCAACAAGUUUCGCCAACCGUGCAGCAUCUAUCCCAGAGAUCAAGCCUGGCAGUGGCAUAUAUGCAUUCAACUUGACAUGGAAUGAGAUAAAAAAUUUGACACCCUCAAUAUUGAACCCCUAUUCAAAAUACACACUGUUCCGGAAUCCAAAAGCAAAAAAUGAAGGGACACUUUUAACCUUAUCUGAGUUUUUGAACUUGACAAAAGGUCAGCCACAUGGCAUCUUACUCAGCAUAGAGAAUGCAGCCUACCUUGCUGAGCGGCAGGGAUUAAGAGUGACCAAUGCAGUCCUUGAUGCUUUGAACAAAGCAGGCUAUGAUAAGUCAGGGCCUCAAAAAGUCAUGAUACAGUCCACUCAUAGCUCUGUACUGAUGGAAUUUAAGGGAAAUUCCAAAUAUGAAAGGGUAUACAAAGUUAAAGAGGAUAUUUAUGAUGCUCUUGAUUCAGCUGUCAAGGACAUCAAGACAUUUGCUGAUUCUGUGGUCAUUGGAAAGUCAUCGGUUUUCCCAGAAAAUUCGGCCUUUCUUGUUAACUCCACAAAGACUGUAUCAAAGCUACAUUCAUUCAACCUCUCUGUGUAUGUGGAAACCUUCAGCAAUGAGUUUGUAUCUCAGGCAUGGGACUACUACUCAGAUGCAUUUGUUGAGAUAAAUUCAUUUGUCAUUGGAGCCAAAGUUGAUGGCAUUAUCACUGACUUUCCCAAGACAGCUGAUAGAUACCGAAAGAACUUGUGUUUAAAUCUUGGCAAUAAAACUCCUCCAUAUAUGAGCCCUAUUGAACCUGGCCGUCUUUUGAAAAAAAUUAGCCAGGAAUACCUUCCACCUCCUGCUCCUCCACUUCCGGUGUUGAACGAUACAAGCGUGGCGGAUCCACCGUUGCCUGCAUUUUCCGUGCUAAGGACAGUAGCCCCGGCUCCGGCAUGAAGAUAGGGGAGAGGAAAAGAUAAUAAUUUGGUAUCUAUGUCAUGAAGUUGGUCUUCUAGAUGUGGUGGUAUUACUAUUAUUUUUAAAUGUUUUAUUACAUGAAGGAGAAGGGGUUGUCAAUCAAAGUUAUGUUGCUUAUUCUCAAUGGUAAAUUGAAUGUGUAUCAAACAUAGUUCAUGCGUAAAUGUAAUAUAUGACUAUCCGUGGGAACUUUUUCUUCAUUAAACCAACAAGUUGGUUCA